Molecule: messenger RNA, 1596 nt
Organism: Nelumbo nucifera (sacred lotus)
Lineage: Eukaryota; Viridiplantae; Streptophyta; Magnoliopsida; Proteales; Nelumbonaceae
Product: ATPase family associated with various cellular activities (AAA)
Biological process (GO): DNA-templated DNA replication; DNA repair
Cellular component (GO): DNA replication factor C complex; nucleus
Molecular function (GO): DNA binding; DNA clamp loader activity; ATP hydrolysis activity
Source: RefSeq, a predicted model, not a curated record
CCUCUCUUCCCGCCAUUUUUUGCCUUCUCUACUCUUUCUACUGUCUUUCCUCCAGAACCCCUCCCUUUUUGUCUCUCAACAGUCAAAGCCCCGACGAGUCUGUUAAGCUUUGAAAAUGUUGUGGGUAGACAAAUACAGGCCGAAAUCCCUCGACAAGAUGCUAGUUCACGAAGAGGUUGCCAAGAAUCUCAAGAAACUGGUCACAGAGCAGGACUGCCCUCACCUGCUGUUCUACGGGCCUUCAGGUUCCGGCAAGAAAACCCUAAUCAUGGCCGUUCUUAGACAGAUGUUUGGCGCUGGUGCCGAGAAGGUGAAAUUAGAAAACAAGACAUGGAAAAUCAAUGCUGGGAGUAGAACUAUUGAUCUGGAAUUGACCAUGUUAUCAAGCACCCACCACGUGGAACUGAAUCCCAGUGAUGCAGGUUUCCAGGAUAGAUAUAUUGUUCAAGAGAUAAUCAAGGAAAUGGCAAAAAAUAGGCCAAUUGACACAAAAGGAAAGAAAGGGUACAAAGUCCUAGUGCUAAAUGAGGUUGACAAGCUCUCAAGAGAAGCACAACACUCACUUCGGAGAACAAUGGAGAAAUAUAGUGCAUCGUGUCGGUUAAUUCUAUGCUGCAAUAGUUCCUCAAAAGUUACAGAAGCAGUUCGUUCUCGCUGUUUGAAUGUGAGAAUAAAUGCACCAAAAGAAGAUGAGAUUAUUAGUGUAUUGGAGUUUAUUGGCAAAAAGGAAGGGCUACAACUUCCACCUGGUUUUGCAGCCCGCAUAGCUGCUCAAUCAAACCGGAGUUUGAGGAGGGCGAUCCUGUCGUUUGAGACUUGUCGAGUCCAACAGUACCCUUUCACAAAUAAUCAAGUAAUACUGCCCAUGGAUUGGGAACAGUAUAUUUCUGAAAUAGCAUCUGACAUAAUGCAGGAGCAGAGCCCCAAAAGGCUGUUUUUAGUUCGUGGGAAGUUGUAUGAGCUACUUAUUAAUUGUAUUCCUCCAGUGAUCAUUUUGAAGAGGUUGCUUUCUGAAUUGUUGAAGAAGUUGGAUGCUGAACUUAAGCAUGAGGUGUGCCAUUGGGCAGCCUAUUAUGAACACAGAAUGCGACUGGGUCAGAAGGCAAUAUUUCACAUUGAAGCAUUUGUUGCAAAAUUCAUGAGCAUCUAUAAAGCAUUCCUCAUUGCAACAUUCGGAUGAAGGCCAAUUGGACCAAUCACUGAGCUUAUAUGUUGAGAGGAGUUUUUUUUCUCAAGUAUUCCAGCAUCUAUAUUAAUCUCAUGGUCAUGGGUUAGGUCUAUGUCCUGGUACAAAGCAGCAGCUAAGAGUCAAUCUUUGCAUUUGGAGAUUUUUGGAGGUUGAAAUGUACGCCAUGUUCCACCUGUUAUAUAUGCAUUAUAAUAUUUGAUAAAUGGAUAUUUGGUGAUUCUUUCCUCUUCCAUCCCCUCCCUCUCAAUAGAUCUCUUAUGUCCAACUUUUGAAGUACUGAUACAUGUUGGACGAUAUUGAUUUUGAAGAAGUGGGCAUGUGGCAUGGUUGGAGUGCAAUGUUAUUUGCACUAGUACAAAUGCAUGGGAAUGCAAAUGAAAAGAAUGCAAUCUGUUUUAAUUUUGUUU